This is a messenger RNA of Pleuronectes platessa (European plaice), 1070 nucleotides long. RefSeq names its product heme-binding protein soul2 (gene soul2). Gene Ontology annotation, cellular component: cytoplasm. NCBI's taxonomy places the organism in Eukaryota, Metazoa, Chordata, Actinopteri, Pleuronectiformes, Pleuronectidae. The transcript is spliced from 4 exons. The record is from RefSeq and is a predicted model, not a curated record. Bases 70 to 648 code for a protein of 192 amino acids.
AGUGUCACAUUAUCUGGAAGCAGCAUUGAUGUUUGUGAAGCUGCAUCUGUGGACUUACUUUGGAGUGUCAUGGAGCGACCACUGUCUGUGCUUGUAGCUCUUGUCCUGAUGUCAUUCUGCGAAGGCUGGGACGCUCCAGGAUUUUGUCAUGGCCAAACAUGUCCUGAGUACCGAUUAGUUCAAAAAACCCAGGAUUUCGAGGAGCGUCUAUAUGUUGCCACAAGCUGGAUUACCACCACAAUCAAGACGAACAACGGAUUAGGUGUAAUGGCUGCAAACUCUAAGCUGAAAAAUUACUGCAAGAAACACAACCAUGCAGGCCAAGAUGUUCCGAUCCGUGUAGACACCUGGCCUGCACUGCUCACCAUUAAUCAGGAGGGUUCCCUGUCCUGGUUUAUUCCUCCUGGUACCAUGCCUGACAUCACUGAUGAAUCCAUCAGACUGGAAACAAGACCCGAGGCCACUGUCUACGUCAGGGUGUUUGGUGGAACUCCAGACCUUAAGAGCGGUAAUGAUGCUGCAAAGGAGCUGCGUGAUGCCUUGACCAAAGCUGGGAAAACAUAUGAUCUCCUUACUUUCUCUGGGGCUGCCUAUGAUCUAUACUUCUCUGUUGAUCACCACAAUGAGGUCUGGAUCUAUGCUGUAUGAUGACAACAUGCAUCAUCAACUGAACCCAGUAAACUGUACAUCAUAUAAUGACAUGUGUUCUCCAAUAUUAUCUUCUAAAUAAAUCUACUCCACUCUGAAGUUAAAUGACAAACAAUUUUUUUUUUCUCUCUACACUGUCAAGAGUUUGCUGUACUGUAAGGUCUUCAGAUGGUAUGUUGUUAUUUGAUACUAUAAAAGUCAAAACAACAGACAUUAGAUGGCGAGACAACAGACCAAAGAAAUCUUGUGUUGUCUGACUUUUUUUUUUUUCAGGAAUGUUGUGGUAUUUACGUACAGCCACUUUUUGUUAAAAAGUGACGAUAGUUAUUGUCUGCUAAUGCUUUUUUCUCGAAAACCUUUGGUGUUGAUAAUAUCUCUUUUCAUAUAUAUUGCCUUUUCACAAUAAACUGUUGACAAUUGUG